AAUCACACUUCUGGAAGGAAAUACAAGCCACCAUCAAUGAUGAGGCUGUUGGCAGUUACUGUGCUGUUUGGACUCCUUGCUCUCAGAGCUGAAGGCUUCCGAAUGCCACGGCAGGUCAAGGAGGAGGAGCCGGGCCCGUUCAGCAUGUUCACCAACACAAUCAAGUCCUACUACAGUAACAUGGUCGACAAGAUCAACGACUGCAUGGACACCAUCAAGGGCCUGAAGAUAGACGAAAAAAUUAAGAAUCUUUAUACGGAAACCAGCACCAUUUUCGUCACCUACAACGGCAUCUUACAGGACCAGCUCUAUCAUGUGGUUUAUGCGCCGCAGUAAACAAGAAGGACUAAUGUGACUCAACAUCCACCGCAAACAGCAAUUGCCAUAACGAAAAUGGACUAAACUGCAAGAAAAAAAGCGGACAAACAGGACAGAAAGAGCAGAGAAAACGUUCCUUAGAGUGGCUUAAAAUGAGAUAUGCAGGCAAAUCGUCAGGUGAAAUCUCACCACAUUUGUGGCCACCAAAAGUACUGACCUCAACUAUUUCAUGUCUUGAAAUAUUAAAUGUAUUUAUGUAAAGCUGCCAAGUGUUUA
Molecule: messenger RNA, 594 nt
Organism: Syngnathoides biaculeatus (alligator pipefish)
Lineage: Eukaryota; Metazoa; Chordata; Actinopteri; Syngnathiformes; Syngnathidae
Gene: apoc2
Product: apolipoprotein C-II
Exons: 4
Coding region: 37-336 (99 amino acids)
Biological process (GO): lipid metabolic process; lipid transport
Cellular component (GO): chylomicron
Molecular function (GO): enzyme activator activity
Source: RefSeq, a predicted model, not a curated record